GUUUAAGUGAAAAAGAAAUAAAAAGGAAGAGGCAGAAAGCAAAGAGCAUAUUGUAGAUCAGGCUUAAGAGUCGAUCACACGCACCGUCGUUUCGUUCAUCACGAGAAAGCGUCUGGAGUGCGCGUCUGCGCGUUUGGAUUAAAUUUGAAUCGUCGCGUUUAAAUUCGCAAUGUCCGCUAAAUAAGUCAAUCGCCGCCAACUUCACAGUGAUGAUGCCGAGCGACGCGGCAGUUGACCGGGUACGCCAUUCAACAAGUACUCGCGGUCGCGUCGUGUUUACGCACGGGGUGCGGCGGUGCUUUCGCGUCGUGCGCGGAGUGUUGAUAAAUACGUGACUGUCGCGCGUCAACGUUAACGGCGAGAGCGUGUCAACGAUCCGUCACACUCGGCGGGACCGGAGUAUUCCGCGGGAACGAUGUCGUCGUCUCGUCGUAGCGAUUCACCGCCAUUGCACCGCGACCCGAAUGAUCGCGUCAAGUCGAUGACGACUUUCAUCGAAUCCUCUCGGCGACGAGACGUCUUCUCCUCGCAGCUCUGAGCAAUCGUGAUCGAGACGACUCCGGCGAUCGGAGAUAACCUAGCUGCAAUCGCUGUCGAUGGGGCGCGUGCAUAUCGCGAUCGCGGGAUCAUCGGCGGACAUCUUUGUUCCGCAGCCAAAGUUUCCACGUCGAUGUCUCGAUGCCACUGUACGAUCGGCUAUCGCCUCGCACUCGGCGAAGUUAGUUCAAAGUGACGAUCGUCGCGGUGCCUUGGUCCGUAUUCCGCGAGCGGUGAGUUUCGCGAAGUCAUGAUGCGUUCCGGGAAAAGUCGCCGAUCAUUGUCGCGCGCGCUCGAGUGACAAGAACAACGGCACGAUUGCACAGAGACGAGUCCGAAAGAGUUCGGACGAUAAGCCUCGUCGACUCGACACCAUGUCGGCGGACUCGUUGGAGCCGCGUGAAGUUGCGUUCGGGAACGUCGGUUGUCGCCGCAAUUAAAGCAGCGUGUCGAUCUCUCGCGCGGGGCUCGAGAUCAAACGCCGGCCGGCGAAAUCGCGCGCGGCCGGGAGUGUGCGAGUGCGAGACAAAGAUAUGACUCGUCGGCUUCGACGACGGUGGUGAGACCGCGACGAAGGCGACCGCCGCAGCCGCGGAGGACGUGAACAGUGCGAAGGAUUAUCCGGCCGGUCGUGGUGCUGGCGGCGCUGGCGGGUUGCAUCAAGUGGUGCUGACGUCAAUGCACAUUUGCGCGCGGAUCUUCGCGUGGGCAUGGGAUCUGCUUCUCGGUAGCACCACGUACCCGAUGCAGCAGUCUGUGGGAAUAGAAGUGCGAGUGACCAAUGAGAUCCCCCUUGUCUCGACGGAAACAAAUGUCGUGCAAGGUGCAACACCGCCAUGGACCACCACGUCGGUCCUAUGCCGAACCAACCCGCCCACCCCCACAAAUCCACAUUCGCAAUACUUGUCGCCUCACGUCCUCCACGGCCGGAACUCGCUCUGUUCCGCGAACGAUUACUCGCGCCGAAGGCGUCCUAUGACGCUGCGCAUCGGUCCUCGUCUCAGCCUUCCCAGCAGGAGCACCUCCGCGCCGACGACCACGACAGACGGGGAAUGGCGUACACUUGGGUGA
Harpegnathos saltator (Jerdon's jumping ant) is the source of this 1608-nucleotide messenger RNA. RefSeq lists its product as uncharacterized. The record is from RefSeq and is a predicted model, not a curated record. The transcript is spliced from 3 exons. The coding region runs from base 1216 to 1608 and encodes 130 amino acids. Lineage: Eukaryota; Metazoa; Arthropoda; Insecta; Hymenoptera; Formicidae.